Messenger RNA from Xyrauchen texanus (razorback sucker), 5768 nucleotides. RefSeq names its product dual specificity testis-specific protein kinase 1-like. The record is from RefSeq and is a predicted model, not a curated record. The coding region runs from base 196 to 1191 and encodes 331 amino acids. Lineage: Eukaryota; Metazoa; Chordata; Actinopteri; Cypriniformes; Catostomidae. Gene Ontology annotation, molecular function: protein serine/threonine kinase activity; ATP binding. Gene Ontology annotation, biological process: protein phosphorylation; actin cytoskeleton organization. Gene Ontology annotation, cellular component: cytoplasm; nucleus. The transcript is spliced from 10 exons.
AGCAUAUCACAGCGCGGGAGUGCGCGUCUCGCAUUGACGGAGAGCCUUCUCUUCAUAACAACUGUGGAUACGUACUUUGAUAUUUGAUACUUUAAUAUCAACAUCUGCAUCUAUUGCAUAUUAUCGCACAAAGGUGCCUCAUCGAUUUGGAAAGAGACAGGUGUUUCUGCAGUGGACAUUGAACUUCAUAACCUGAUGAUGCAUACGAACAGCCUGUUGAACCGAUGGAAUGAUAUCGCCAACAUGUGUGAGGUGGAUUGUGCUUCAGAACCGGUCAGCCCUACGUUGCUCAGCGAGUCCACAGACACAUACUGCCAGACUGACAGCUGGCACCGACUCCGCACCACCGUCCGUAAACUGGAAUUCUGGGAAGACUUCAGCGCAGAGCUUAUUGGUACUGGAUUCUUCUCCAAAGUCUACAAGGUGAUGCACAGCACUACAAAGAAGGUGAUGGUGGUGAAGAUUUAUAAAAAUGACGUGGAUCCGGACAGCAUUGUGCGGGAGAUCAGCCUACUUCAAAAACUCUCCCACCCGAACAUAGUGAGGUACCUGGGCAUCUGUGUCAAAGAGAACAAGCUGUACCCAAUUCUUGAGUAUGUUAGCGGAGGCUGCCUGGAGGAGCUGCUGGCUAGAGAUGACGUCAGUCUCUGCUGGAGAGAGAAAAUUGAAUUGGCCUGCGAUAUCAGCCGAGGAAUGACCUAUCUACACUACAAGAACAUCUACCACAGAGACCUUAACUCCAAGAACUGUCUAAUCCGUAUGACCUCGAGAGGCAGGGAAGCUGUGGUGACUGACUUUGGCCUGGCCAGGGAGGUGGGGGAGCUGCCCGCAAACGACCCCAAAAGGAAGAUGUCUCUUGUGGGGUCUGCAUUCUGGAUGGCCCCCGAGAUGCUCAGAGGAGAGCCAUACGACCGCAAGGUUGAUGUCUUCUCCUUUGGGAUCAUGUUGUGUGAGAUCUUGGCAAGAAUCCCUGCCGAUCCAGAGGUGCUGCCCAGGACGCAGGACUAUGGGCUGAAUGUGGAGGCAUUCAGGGAGCUGGUGAAGGGUUGCCCAGAGCGUGUCCUAGAGCUGUCGGCCAGCUGCUGCCAGAUGGAUGCAUUCCGAAGACCUUCUUUCUCUGAGCUGCUGGAUGAACUGGAGGAUAUAGCUGAGAACCAAGAGCCACCAGACAACAUCUUGACCACAGGGUGAUCUCCAGAAAUCCCUUCCAACAAACCCCUGGACUGAAGGAAUAAAGGGAUUUCGCUGCAUGAGAGUCUUAAGUCAUGGACAAUGACUCGCACUCUAUUCCCUUAAGAGUAGUAUAUAUGAGGGAAUGUCUGAUAAUUGAGGACAAAACCACUCAACUGAAUGUCCUCUCAAUAACCGGUUCUGGAGGCCCUCCCAGCAGUGACUCGGCAGUGAUCUUUUCUCUUUUUUUUAUUUGUAAUAUUGACAAAAGUUAUAUCAUUCUUUAUGAACCAACUUUCAGAUCGACUUCUGAUUUUAUUGAAAGACCAAAUUCACCCUGGACCAACUACUGAUUCCUGAUGUGUAUGAGUUUCAGGAUAAUGUGAGUUUACUUUUUACCUGCAAAAGCAGUUUUAAAGUAAGAAUAAAGCAGAGGCUGCACAAACCCGGAACAAACCAAACCAGAUAAAAUCAUGUGCGCUAUAUUUAAUUUGGCCUCGGUAGUGUACUAGCAUAUCUCUUCACAACAUUUACCAAGUAAUUACGCAAAAAGAAUGUUGCUCAUUUGAAAUGCACUGUCAGUAUUGCCCAUUUUGGCCUGGUUAUCAAACUGUUAACAUGUCAGAUUGGUGCAGCUUUAAAAUGUCCAAUUACAUUUCUCAAAAUCAUAGAAAUGGCAUACAAGUCAAUGUUCAAAAGAUCAUGUUUGUGCAUUAAUGCAUUAUCAGCAUGUUCCUGGAAAACAUUAGGUUAAUUCUGGCAUGAGACCUGAAUAACCAUCUAAGAAAACACAGUUUAGUACAUCGAUUAUUAUAUUUUAUUCAGUGUUUGGAAUAAAUAUUUUCCCAGACCACAGAUCAAUGUUCUUACAUAGGUGAAUAUUAGUUGGAUUCUGUACUUUGUCUUUGUACACACUGUAUGUUUUAAUAGCGUCAUAGUCUCAGAUUAUUCGGAUCUAGUUUACACUAGUUUUUCUAAACCAAAAUAUAUUUUGAUUAUUGAAUCAAAUCAAGCUGUUUAUAUUCCUGACUCUAUUUGUGUAUAUGGUGUCUGGUUACAUUCAUAUAUGGGUUCAAUUAAAUUUCUUGUUUAUUAGUUACAACAACAGUUUAAGACUACAAAAUGGUGUCCUGUUGCAGCAAGAUCUUUCAAAAAUCUAUUUAUCCUUAUUAAACUCUCCUUUAAACCACAUAAAACACCCUAGUUAAAUCAAAUCACAACAAUAAUGGAAAUAUAUUAAAAUUAUAAGUGGCUGGGCAUGACAAAAUAGCUUUGAUUUGUGUAGGCCUAUAAACAUUAGAGUGUGAAUGGGGUUGCUCAUUUUGUCAUUAGUAUUCGGGCACAGUUCAGGGUUCCUGCUUCGUUUGUAUGAUAUAGGCAUCUGCAUUAAAGCCUGUGCACCCUUCUGUAAUUGAGCUGACUUGGAAGCCAUGGAUUUACUGUUGUACCAAUGGUGCACAUAUGAAGUUCGAUAACUACCAGCCAAUCUUGUGAGUCAUGUCCUGGGUGAUGUUAAUUUAUGAUCAUGAGGAAAAAGUAAAUUUGGAGGCCACCAGCAGUGUGAAACGAGAGCAAUUGGUAGUAAACAACAUGUAUGAUUUGUGAUGAAAGCAUUUACAGCCUGAGGAAUAUAAGUCAUGGCUUCCUGCAAGGAAAUGCAUGACUGUGGGCAACAGUGACUAGGUGUCAUUUUUACUGGGAAAUAUGUUCAUAUGGCAGUUUAAAUGACUGUGGCAUAACUGAAUGGGGGCAAAUAUAUUGAUGUAGGCCUCUUUAUAUGUUUAAUGCAAUCAGUGUCUCUCAGUACAAGGUCAUUCAGUGGUUCACAUUGUACAAGUCUUGAUUAAUGCAUCCUUCACAAAGAUGAAUUCGUCUGAAUCCAACCUUUCUGAAGCAUCCCCAGAUCAUCACCGAUCCUCCACCUGGUCAUCUAAUGGUUAGACAGAGACCUGGAGAGGCCUUCAAGCCACAGUGUCUUGCACUCACUGUGAAAUUUGGUGGAGGAUCAGUGAUGAUCUGGGGGUGCAUCAGCAAGGCAAUUCAAGCUCAAUCAACAGCAUUUGUGGCAUAAUGUUGAUUACCACAAAAACAUUAUUUAGACUCCAUCCUUUUCUUUAAAAAAGCUAAAAUUGAGGUUACAGUAUUGAACCCAGAAUAUUCCUUUAAUUGAAUGCUAGUAACUGCAAUCUGAUUACAUGAAUUUAAAAUGUAGUGUAUUACACUACUUUUGUACUUAAAAGUAAUUGGAUUAUAAAGCAAUGAAUUACUUAGUUCAAAAACACUGGUAAAUACUAUUUCCAUAGUGGGGCAGUGUUGAAUGAAAAUGGCAACCAGGAACCAUCCAGAGCCAUUUUUAUAUAUCAAAUAAGUAUACUGUAUAUAGUACUGCCCCAGUGCUUUGAAAUAUUUUACUGUUUCCUUGAAGCAGAUAUCAUCUCAAGAUAAGCUGAAAAUUGCCAGAGUAGCACUGUUCUUAUCUUUUUGAAUAUACUAUUACAAUUCAGAGAUACAUGUAUUAGUAGGUAAAAUACAUACUCAGUAAACAUUAACUCACUGUAGAGUAUCAUAGAGAGCAGGCCCUAUACUGUAUGCUAGCAUGUUGCCCAUACCACUUCACAAGCACCACACAAGUCAAAGGAUAAGUUGCUCAGGGGUGGGGGAAUAUGGGAUUUUAGAGUCAGCAAAAUUAUUUCAUUCACUCUGGUCAGCAUGUUUCAAGGCAGAAAAGACUAAUAGCCUCUUGGUACGGAUGAUCUAUACAUACAAGGUUGAAUCACCUAAAAAUGUACAGCCAGUGCAGCUGCUAAAAUUAAACAAUCCAAUUCACUGUGCAUAUAUCUGAAUUGAAUCCGUCACUAUGUUUGUUAUCCAGCCAAAUGUACAUAUUUUUUUAAAGGUGCACUGUGUAUUUUUUCAUCAUUAAAACAUUUUAGCCCUGAAGAAAAGAACGAUACUUAAAAAUAUCUUUAAAAUCAUGUACACUCACAUUAGAUGAAGACUCCUGCCAUAUCAGUAGCUUAAUAAAAGUUUGUUUUGCAUUCCAUCACAAUUAUUUUGGGUUCCCUUACAAUAAAUGAACCAUGGUUUUAAUAUAGUAAUAUUGUACUAACCUUUACAGUAGUAACCAUGUUUUUUUUGUUGUGUUUUUUUGUGGUAACCAUGGUUUUACUAUAGUAAUGUUGGUAACACUUUACAAUAAGGUUCAAUUCAUCAACAUUAGGUAAUGCAUUAGUUUCAUGAACUAACAAUAAACAAUAUAUUUUUACAGCAUUUAUUAAUCUUUGUUAAUGUUAGUUAAAAAAUACAAUUGUUCAUUAUUAGUUCACAUUAGUUCAUUGCACAUUAUCUAAUGAUAACAUAUCAACUUUUCAUUUUAAUGUAUUACUAUAUGUGGAAAUGAACAUUAACCAAGAUGAAUAAAUGCUGUAAAAGUUGUUCAUUGUUAGUUUGUUUAAACUAAUGUUGUUAACUAAUGUUAACAAAUGGAACCUUAUUGUAAAGUAUUAUAUUAAUAUUAUUACUGUAACCAUGAUUGUAGUAACCACUGUGUUUAGGCCAAAACCAUUACCACAGUAAUAUUGUAGUAACCACAAAAUUACGAUUUUUUUAACUACAGUUUUUGUUUUCCUGUAUUAUUACUAUAGUUUCACUACACUGAAAAAUGUAUUAUGUAAAGUUAUUUUAAGCAUGAACCUAAAAAUAUUAUGUACAGUAAAUUCUACAUUUAUACGCAAUUCAAACAUGUAAAAAUUUAUGCUCUAGCUUAUGAGUAAAUAUUAUUCAUUAUUGUUUAUGUUUACAAUGCGUCAAAUCCUUGUGUUCAUCUGUGUUCCGCAACUGCUUUGAAUAACGUAUAAUGUGCGAGUAAGUGCAGCCGGUGGACUUUCUGGUGCACUCCUAGGGUAAGAUGGUGCCCCCCUAGGGAGCUGGUGCCCUACGCAGACUGCAUAGUCUGAUAGUAGGAAGUGGUGGUACUGCCAGGAUGAGUGCCAUAUUGGCCAGCACAACAUAAACCAAAAAUUACUUAAAAAUCAAAAUAAUUAUUUGCGAAGAAUCUUUACAUUCUGCUACGAUAGUUUUAUAAAACCUGAGAGAACAGGCAUCUUAGAGUGUCAAACUCACACCAGUUUUGACUCUCUUGCCAAGAAAAUUAGAUCACAAACUCUUGUUCAAGGGCUCAUAGAGGGUUAACCCCGGUGGCACAUGUGGAGUUCAAAUCCUUGAGUCAGCGUGCAAGAUUUGCUGAUUCCAGGGGAAGUCUGUAUCCAGACACCAUGUUUAAUUGUUUACAUAGAACAGUAGCAACAAGGAUACCAACAAAUACCUCCAGACUCAAUAAAAAGGAUUAUCGUCAGCACUCUAAAACUGCAGACUUCUGCAGGUGCAAGGCUUUUUACUCAUUUGUUUGUUGUUUUCUAGAUCUUGUUCUCUUGUGCUUAAUCAUUCCUAUUCUGGUCCCAGAAUAAAUAAUAAUAAUAAAAAGUGGAUGCAGCAGAAGCCAAAAAAAGUGACAGAGCAAAGAAAAAGGAAUGAGCAGUUUACUAUUUUGUGCUUAUGUCACGUUAUGAUAUUAUUCUGUUUUAUUAAUUAAAUGCAUA